Messenger RNA from Helicoverpa zea (corn earworm), 533 nucleotides. RefSeq names its product fatty acid-binding protein 2-like. Gene Ontology annotation, cellular component: nucleus; cytosol. Gene Ontology annotation, molecular function: fatty acid binding. The transcript is spliced from 4 exons. NCBI's taxonomy places the organism in Eukaryota, Metazoa, Arthropoda, Insecta, Lepidoptera, Noctuidae. The coding region runs from base 72 to 476 and encodes 134 amino acids. Gene Ontology annotation, biological process: fatty acid transport. The record is from RefSeq and is a predicted model, not a curated record.
UUACGGAUUCGAAUAAAUAGGAUUCGUUUGGCGGUUGCUUAAUUAUUGAAUUGUCAAAAUAGAAAGCCAACAUGUCUUUCCUUAACAAGACCUACACCUUUGUCAAACAAGAAAACUUGGACGCGUUCCUCAAAUCUGUCGGUUUCCCCGAAGACAAGAUCGAAAAGGCCUUAAAAUUCACUCCAGACCAAAAGGUAACAAAAGAUGGAGACACUUACACAUUACAUACUCAAGGACUGGAAGGACCAAAAGAAACCAAAUUUAAAUCUGGAGUAGAAUUCGACGAUGUUAUUGGCUUUGACAAGACUCCCGCAAAGGUCACAAUUGUCGUUGAUGGUAACACAAUCAGUCAAACAUUUAAGACUGACAAAGGCAACGGUACAUUCAAGAGGGAGUACGUUGGAGAUCAGCUUAUUAUUUCUGUCACGCGUGAAGGUUGGGAUGGCGUUGCCAAGAGGUACUACAAAGCUGCUUAAGUGCUAAAAUAUAGAAACAUGUUAACAUUAAAAUAAAAUGAUUACUUAUAAAAAAAA